Molecule: messenger RNA, 2198 nt
Organism: Leptidea sinapis
Lineage: Eukaryota; Metazoa; Arthropoda; Insecta; Lepidoptera; Pieridae
Product: facilitated trehalose transporter Tret1-like
Exons: 3
Coding region: 287-1771 (494 amino acids)
Biological process (GO): transmembrane transport
Cellular component (GO): membrane
Molecular function (GO): transmembrane transporter activity
Source: RefSeq, a predicted model, not a curated record
UGUGUGUUAUAAUGAUACUCUACAAAUAUACAAUUUAAAUGCAACUCUACAUUCGCUAAAUUCGUUUGUCACAGUAUUAAAACUACCUGCUCUUUCAAUAGCGACAAAAUAUAUGGAUCACAGAGGAGACCGUAUUGUUCAGACAUCGUUCAAACAUUUACAAUACAAGUAUAAGAUAAGAUAAAUAAUGUCGUAUGUAGUGAUUCGAACUCGAACAUAACACUAAAGACCUCUGUGGGAACAAGGCAUCUCACAGACCACAGUACCAUUUGAUAAUCGGAACGCGAUGGACCAGGGGAAUGAGUCGGAGUUAGAAAAAAUAAACAAAAGUGAAAUCGAGAAUGGUGACGCAAAGAGUCAAGUCAACGCACAACAGCCUUUCCGAAGACAGGCCUUUGUGUCGAUGGCUGCCUUCAUGCUGUCGUUUAGUGCUGGUGCAACAUCUGGUAUUUCAGCCAUUAUAAUACCACAGUUACAACAUGAAGACAGACACAAGUACAACAGAGAGAUGAUCUCCUGGGUAGCUGCAAUUUCGUCGUUGGCUCUCCUAUUCGGGAACAUUAUAUCAGGAUACUUAAUGGAAAGAUUUGGCAGAAGAAGAUCGCAGCUACUUUUGUCACUUACUUAUAUCAGUGGGUGGAUGAUAAUUGGAUUCGCUGGUAAUAUCUAUCUAAUGUUAAUGGGAAGAUUCAUAACAGGAUUUUGCCAAGGAUGGCUCGGGCCGCUAGGGCCAGUAUUCGUUGGAGAAAUAAGCUCGCCCAUUUAUAGAGGACUAUUUUUAGCUGGCUUAUCUUUAAGCAUUGCGUUUGGUGUUUUCAUGUCUCAUUUAUUUGGCACGUUUUUGCAUUGGAGUCACGCCUCAUUCUUAUGUGGAUUGUUUCCAUUAAUUGGAGGAAUAAUUAUAUUCUACGCACCAGAAUCUCCAUCAUGGUUAGCGUCAAAGAACAGAGUUGAAGAAUGUAAAGAAUCUUUCUAUUGGUACAGAGGCUACAGUCCAGUUAUGCAAAAUGAGUUAGAUAAGAUGUUAGUUGAACAUGAAAAGAAGAAAGAAGUAAAGCCAAAACUUGAGACAUUGAAAGAAAAUAUCAAGAAGCCCGAGUUCUGGAAGCCUCUUUGUAUAAUGAUCGUGUUCUUCAUUGUGACGCAGCUGUCGGGUAUUAAUGUAGUGUGUGCAUAUACUACAGAUAUCAUGGAGGUACUUAUCGGAAAUAAUAAGAACACAUACGCCGCAAUGUUGGCAACAGAUAUUCUGAGAGUGAUUGCUUUAAUUUCAGCUUGCUUAAUACUUCGAAGACUUGGAAGAAGACCGCUAGCUAUAUUUAGUGGAGUGCUUACAACUUUGUCUUUAAUAACCCUAGCAUCUUAUUUGUAUUUGGUUGAUAAACGUGUGAUAAGACACAUAUCACCCUUUAUAUCGCUAGGAUUAAUGGCUAUUUAUAUAGUUGUAUCUAAUUUAGGAAUAUCACCGUUACCGUGGAAUAUGGUAGGUGAAGUAUUUGCUUCUGAAACUAAAGGCUUAGGUUCUGGAAUUAGUGUAAUGAUGACAUCAAUGGCAUUCUUUGGAACAGUGAAAACAGCUCCUGCCAUGUUCCACAGUAUAGGACAUCAUGGCACAUACAUGUUUUAUGGGUUGUCAACACUGAUGGGUACAAUAUUCUUAUAUUUCUUCCUUCCGGAGACUAAAGGUAAAACACUGUUACAAAUAGCGGAGCAUUUUAGAAGUAACGAUAAGAAAAAGAAAUGGGAUUUAAAUGAUACGAAUUGUGCCUGAUUAGCAGGUCAAUGUCGUCAUUAGUGAUAAGUGAUAAGCGAUCAUAGCGUAAUAAUGUAACACAAUUACAUGGACUUAAAGACAUUGCUACUAAAAUAUACUAAAACUUAGUGUGUUUGUUAAACGUUAGGUAUACCUAUAUAAAUUAAUUUAAAUUACAAAUGCAUAAUAUAUUUUUCUCAUAAUGUACUUUUGGAUUUCACCCGUACGCUUUAAUCAAAUAUGUGUCAGAAUCAGUCAUGUUCAAUAUAGCAAAUGAUAUGACAAGAGUCCAUUUUAUCACCAAAUCUACCACUAAAAACCCGGGACAGUAAAAUUAUCAUUAUUUAUACAAAAUUUAACUUUAAUGCUGUCUGUUAAGAUUUUGUUUGGCCUGGAUUGCGUUAUGAUUAAGGACCUGUUAAUUCGCGAUACUGACGGAAGGGAC